Schistosoma rodhaini is the source of this 673-nucleotide messenger RNA. The record is from the annotation of a GenBank genome assembly. Lineage: Eukaryota; Metazoa; Platyhelminthes; Trematoda; Strigeidida; Schistosomatidae.
AAAUAUAUGAAUAACUAUUUCAUCCUAGUAUAUCUCUCUAAAUCUUCCUUACUUCCUUUGGUUAUUAAGUUAUCAGGUUAUGAUCUACACUGUCUUCAAAUUGAUUACCUUACAUAUGCAUUUCACAUUAUUGCAAUACAUUGUUUCGCUUCGUAAUUUCUUCUCUCUCAUACAGUUGAAAUCGUUCAGUCGUACAUAUCCACAAUCAACUGCCGGUCAACCUGUCCAACUGGAAUUCGAUGUAGAUUCAGGUGUGUUUUAUUAUGCUUUUAUACCAACACAGAAGAAUUGUACAAAUGUGAACUCAGCAUUGUUAGUUGCAGAAAUUUUUGCUCCAAUGUCGAUUCAUUAUCCACAUGGAAUGAGGACUCGUUUCAUCCCAGAACAAUUAUCUUAUAAAGUGUAUGAAAAUAAUACUAAUUUAAUAUUUGUUUAUAUGCCAUGUACUUUGAUGAAGACGAAUAUUGAACUUAUAGAAAUAACGAUCAUACCAAAACAAAAUUAAGAUAAUCAUUCAAACAGUAAUAAUUUUAUUUGUUUACUAGUUUAUUCGAAAUCUGUAUCCAUUUUGUUGAUUGUUAAUUCGUUGUUAUUUUUGCAUCUUUUAACUUAUUUUGGAUAAACUAAAGAAAGUCAACUUGAUGGAAUGUUUGAAACUUACUUUCAUUUUGCG